Molecule: messenger RNA, 6036 nt
Organism: Trichoplusia ni (cabbage looper)
Lineage: Eukaryota; Metazoa; Arthropoda; Insecta; Lepidoptera; Noctuidae
Gene: Hepa
Product: heparanase-like
Exons: 1
Coding region: 161-1699 (512 amino acids)
Cellular component (GO): extracellular matrix; membrane
Molecular function (GO): hydrolase activity, acting on glycosyl bonds
Source: RefSeq, a predicted model, not a curated record
ACGUCAAUCGCAGCUUGUCUCAGUGAGCUGGGAGUUGGUGAGGGGUGAAUGUGUGCGGUGUGUUCAGUAAAGCUGAAACAGUUGGACCCUGUCCAUUCAGCAAACCGUGUGAGUGACUCUGAAAUUUUCAUGUCGAUAAUGUUUAUGUGAUAUUGCCAAAAUGCUGUCAAACAAAAGUCUGGUGGCUGCCUGUGCCAUAGCAUUCUGCUGCAACGUGGCUUUAAUGGUAUUAUUUGUGAAAUACAAUUCUGGAGAAAGAUGCUACAUAACUAUUGACGAGCAUCAAGCCGUCACAAAUGUAAUACCAGACGACUUUCUCAGUGUUGGCAUUGAUACGUCGGAAAUCGAGCACUAUAGGAAAAUAGAUUUUUCCAAGCCAAGACUGCGACAACUUGCUGCAGCGUUGGCGCCGGCGCGACUCCGCCUAGGCGGCACUAUGUCUGAGAGAUUGAUUUUCAGCGAAAACGAAAUUGUGGCGUCCUGCGAUCAUUGCCCUAAAGAACCACACGCCAAGUCUGUCUGCCCAGCUGUCGAAAAACUUUGCAAACACAACUUACCAUUCUUUAUUAUGACUGGUAAUGAAUGGACAAAAAUUAAUGAAUUUUGCAGAGCUACUAAAGUCAAAUUGUUAUUUACUUUUAAUGUUUUACUGCGAGUUAAUCACACUUGGAAUGAACAAAAUGCUAAAGACCUUUUGGAGUAUAGUAAAAACAAGCACUUUGAUGUAGAUUGGCAGUUGGGUAAUGAACCAAACUCGUUUCAGCAUGUUUUUAAUAUAAGUCUGACCCCAGAAAUGUUAGCUCAUGAUUUUCAAAAACUUCGUAAAGUUUUGAACCAUUCUGGGUACAAGCAUUCCCUUUUAGUAGGUCCAGACACUACCAGACCGCAGCCAAAGCGUCCUUAUUGUCUAGAGUAUAUGAGGGAAUUUUUAGGUAAUGGAUCAAAGCAUGUGAAUGCAAUUUCUUGGCACCAAUACUAUUUGAAUAGUAGAACUGCAACACUUGAAGACUUCUGGAACCCUGACACAUUUGAUUUAUUGAAGGAGCAAAUAGAAACUAUGAGAAACCACACCAAGAAGUACAGACACACCCCUAUGUGGUUAACUGAGACCAGCAGCUCAUAUGGUGGGGGAGCUCCGGGACUAUCAAACUCCUUUGCUGGAAGCCCGCUUUGGCUAGAUAAGUUAGGGCUCUGUGCUAAGUACAACAUCACAACUGUGGUAAGGCAGAGUUUGAUUGGUGGCAAUUAUAGUUUAAUUGAUAAUAAAUUAGAGCCACUACCAGAUUGGUGGCUGAGUGUCCUGUAUAAAAAGCUGGUAGGCAAUAAAGUAUUGCAUGUUGACUGUAAAUGUUCUAGAUUGCAGAGAAUGUAUGCACACUGUGCUAAUAGAAAAUACACCAAUGAUACUUCAGCCAUUACUAUUUAUGCUGUCAAUUUAGAGAUGACCAAAGCUCGAUUCUUAUUAAAUGGCACUGCAUUGCAUGGAGACAAUUUAAUCAUUGAUGAAUACAUAUUGAGUGCGCCAUCUAAUAAUAGGAGAACAAAGACCUUGUUGUUGAAUGGUUGGCCCCUGUAUUAUGAGUCCUCCUUACCAGAUCUUGAACCAGUGCAUCUCAAAUAUGGCAAUCACAUAUCUAUGCCUCCAUAUUCUAUGGCUUUUUGGGUAAUAAAAAAUACAUCUAUUAAAGCUUGCAAAUAAAAUCAUUCACAUUCUUCUCCUUUCAGUUGACCAAACAUAACAUCGAUCUUUGUACUUAACAUUCCAGUAAGAUGAACAUGUUUAUGAGAACAGAUCUGUAUUAUUUAUAAACUGUAGAUAUAAGAUUCAAGUAACAAAUAAUCAUUGUUAAACAGGAUCAGUGCAGUGAAAUAUUUAUUGCAAAAACAUGUAAAAAAUUACUUCUUCCACAUUAUUCAAAUUUAGUAGAACAAAUUGGAAGAAUCUAAUAAGUUUUAAGUACUUCUGUAAUGUUCAGUUCAAUUGCAAAGACAACAGUGAUCUUUAAAACAAAAAUAACAGUGUAAUGAGUAAAUCUUUUGUGACAUUUAUUAGCUUGCCUUGAGAAACAUAGCCAACCUGUUUACUUGUUUAAAUAUUUCAAUUUCCAUUUUGCAUCGUCUUUGCAAUAAUUAUCUUUAAGUGUUGACAAUACCCAGCCUUGUCCAUCAGUCAAGGCAAAUUGUUCUUCAUUUGACAUUGAACUACUGUCACCAUUUGAUAAGGCUCCUCUGUUGUUCAAUCCCUAGCUAUAGCUAAAUAGCUUAUUAUACAUGAUUGUGAAUGUUAUGUCCAGAUUCCAGCGUUAUUAUCAAUUUACUAGGCAAUUUGCUUUUGUCUUGUGACUUAGUAUGUAGGACUCAUAAGAUCUCUUUAUAUUAUGAUUAAGAUUGUGACAUCGUACAACUGUUAUCUAUUUUUUAUAUUUGUGUUAUUUAUGCUGUGUGUAAUUUCUUUAAUAGUUUACAUUGUCAUGUUAUGAUUAUCUCCAAUAUAAAUAAUCUCAGUGCCAUCAAGUGCUUUACUUAAUCUGGUUCACAGGUGCUUUAAAUUUUGUUUUACAUUCGACAUUUUGAACUAUGUAUACAAAUGUAUUUGCUUCCUUAAGCAAUUUUAACGACUAUAAAACUUUUUGAAAAUAUAUAAACUGCUUUGCAUAAUUCUAGGAAUUAUAAAGAAUGUUCUGACAUUAAUGUAAAAUAUGUUACAAUGUUAUUAAACAGUUAAAAUGUAUAUUGAAUACAAUGUGAAUGAAUGUUGGUUAUGUAGGUAUUGUAUCAAAAUAUUUUAUAAUAAUUGUACAUCUUGUAUUGUAUUAAAUAACAUUAAAAUCACAAUUAUUUUAAGCAGUUGCACAAAAUAAUAAGUAACUUAAAAGUGUUUUGAAUAAUUUGAAUUGUGCAUUACUAACUUAUACAAUGUAGAUGGUUCAAAAUACUGAAUAUUGUUAAUUGUACAAUUUCUGUAUUGUCUCCACCAACUAAACCUGGCUAUUUUAUUGUAUGUCAACUGUACCAGUAAUUUAAUGUUAUUAAACAUUAGAAAUAAGUAUAAGCUUACACUUUUAAGUAAUUUGAUCAAACUUUUAAUUAUGUAUUUUAUUACAAGAUGAUUUUAUUUAGUUUACAAUUACAUAUAUUUAUAAUAAUACAAUGAAACAGCUGCUUUAUAGCCGUGCUUUGUAAUGUCUACAUGAUAUAAAUAUUGACCAUAUUUAGUAUCAAGUAAAAUCGAAUUCUUUGAAAAUAUAAUUACAAUAUUGUUGUGAACUUGCGGUGCCUAAGUGUAAGACUGAUUAGAAUUACAAUAGUAUUUAUUUUCCAAAUGUGCCUAAUUGUUAUUGAAUUCGAUUUCAAGAGCAGUAAUAGCAAAUAUAUUAUCACCUACCAGACAUAACGUAAUAAACGCGCAUAUACAUAUGCCAAAAUAUUGUUAACAUUUUUGUACGGAAAGCUUAAUCAAAACUAAUUUGAAUGAAUGAAUGUCUUCAGUUUAAGUGUCAUUUAUAUGUAUCAAUAGUUUUACUAAAAUGUUUCUUGGUUUCACUUUUUUUUCUUAUAUCCUUUACACAAUUAUUUACAAACUUUCCAAAUUAUAUUUAAGUUUAUCAUUGAGCAUUACAAAUAAGUUGAGUUUAAGUUUAGGAAUUUACUUAUAAUUUAUCAAAAAAUAAUACGAUUUUUCUAAGAUGUUGAUACUAUGUAUAAACGUUAGUUUCUACGCAUACUGCCAACUUUUGGUAUUAUUAAAAAAAAUCGUGCCUUGUAAUAAUCAAGGAUUUUUUGAACUAUGUUUUAUGGCUACAUGAUUUUAAAUAAGUACAUAACUCGUCAUCGCGUGGCGUAUUAAGAUGUGGCCACGUAAUGCUUAAGAUUAAGAUUGUAAUGUUUGAAGCUGGCUGUCGCGAAACGCCUCCUUUAGAUAACUACGUACUAAUUUUAAAACUGUACCAAUUUCACUUGUUAACAAUCUCGAUGGCUCCUUUCAUCACCAAUUAAAUUAAUAUAGGUACUUACCUCGCUUAUUUGAAUGGAAUAUUAGAUUUGGUAAUCCUAAUUGUUCUGAUGUUAAAAUCAACAUAAGUACUUAGGAACCGGCACCUUUGUUCAGGUAAAGUAAAUGAGAAAGGUGGCCUAGAUAGUGCUUAAGUAUUUUAUGAUAAAAUAUUUUAAUUACGCACAAACGCAUAGAUUAUCUUAAGGCAAAUAUAUCUAGGCUAAAUCUAUAUCUAGACCCAUGAACGAGUUGCUUACUAUGGAGGCGAAUGGAGUGAACAGCCAAAUUAUGUUUGUUCGUAGUAUUCAAGGAAUGAAUAACAGACAUUUUAUCAAUUUCAGAUUCGUUUUUAUGAAUAUACAUUAGAUUUUCAAAUAUGUACUGCGAAGUUACUGUCAGAAUGUUUAUUUCCUUGAAUUUCGCUCGGAGAGAAACUCCAGGCCCCAGGCCGUAGAGAGAUAAAGCCGUAAAAUAGUGUCAAACCUCCAAAUGAUUCUACAGAUGGAUUAACUCUUCUCAGAUAUAGGUUACGUAAAUAUUCUUGCCUUUCAAACUUCAUCAAGUACUUUUCUGAAAUAUUGAGUUUCUUAACGGUUUUCGUCGGUUCAAACCUUACGAUAUGCAAGCGGAAAGAUGCAUUAAAAGAAAACUAGAAACAAAUUCGCUAUCUUCACACCAUCCAGUAGGUACCUAUACUAUGAGAGCGAGUAGGUACUUGACGUUUUCUGACGUAUGUCAGUGAAAGUACGGAGACCCAGUCUGUGUGGGCCCAUGGCCACCCUCUUACAGGCAAAACAGAAGAGACACCAUAGUAUUUCCUUUGACUGUCUCUUCCGUCCUGUCCUUACGUCAAGUUAUCUAGCACUUGCUCGCAAACUAUAAAUAAUUUGGCUAGUCCAGAAUGUACUUAUUGAAGACCAUGCAUUAGUGUCAAGGGCCAUGUUUUAAUUGCACAUGUGUAAAAAUUGCUUUGUGAUAAACGUCAUUUCUUUUGAUUGGUGUCAAUUGAUAAUGGGCGGUUGACGUUCCGCGAUUAUUGAUAAGUCUUGAGUCAAUCACGUAAGUGCUUAGAAACUUACUUAAGCACCUGUAGUUAACUAAAAUCAAUUAUCUGAUUCGCUACUGAGUAAUAAAAACAAUAUCUUUCCCUUAAUAAAAAAAAAACAAUUUACCAAAGAAAAAGUGGAUUCAGGUAGAAAAAAAUCUUACCGACUACUAAAUGAGUUAGAACGUAACACCCUUGUACGAUACCACUAGGUACCUACACACAUAAAGCAGAGUUUCAGUUUCAGAGUUUCUUCUCCAGAGGCAUUUUCCAUGAAACGAGGUAUCUGAAAACAGUGAAUUCUAUGAACAAAGUUUCAUUUCUAUGAACAGAGAUUUCAGUCAACAGUGCGUCCUAUGGACCGAUAUAUCUGCGGACAAUAUUUCCUAUCAACAAAGUUUUCGGCGAAACGUGCUGUCUAAUAGCAAUUUCUAUCAACUUUGCUUUAUGUCUGUAGUGGUAUCGUACAAGCGUGUUUCUAUCUUACCGAUACAAUAACCGCAUUGUUGAAUUUCUAAACUCGUUUCGGAAACGGAUGAGCCACAUCAAAAUUUGUUAAUUACAUGUCAAACCGUAUGACAGGCGCUGUGAUGUCGUUAAUUCUUUGAUGAUCCUAUUUAAGUUGUUACUCACAACUUGUGUAAGUAAUAGAUUCGACAGCAACUUAAAUUGGUCUCCUUUUGCAGAUACCAUGGAUGAGACUACCAAUACGUAAAAUGUAUAUUUAAAUAUAUCCUAUUGUUUUAAGUGUCGUGAGUAAAAUAAAUUGAUAGCUGUUUGCUAAACUGGUUUUGUCGACGUGAGAAGCUAGCUCGCUUUUUUGGCGUCUUGUAGACCAAACUAACUUUUUGGACAAUACCUAACUAUACCUUACCUAUGCAUACUACUUUACUUCCUAUAAGUUUAAUGAAUAAUAUACAUACUGUUUAUGCAAUCGCUUAUUUUCUACGUACAAAUUUAUAUUGUAGAACAGUUAAUAAAGUCUAUGUUAAAACAA